This is a messenger RNA of Arachis duranensis, 635 nucleotides long. Its product is annotated as glutamyl-tRNA(Gln) amidotransferase subunit C, chloroplastic/mitochondrial. Bases 64 to 507 code for a protein of 147 amino acids. The record is from RefSeq and is a predicted model, not a curated record. The transcript is spliced from 5 exons. Gene Ontology annotation, molecular function: glutaminyl-tRNA synthase (glutamine-hydrolyzing) activity. NCBI's taxonomy places the organism in Eukaryota, Viridiplantae, Streptophyta, Magnoliopsida, Fabales, Fabaceae. Gene Ontology annotation, cellular component: chloroplast. Gene Ontology annotation, biological process: regulation of translational fidelity; glutaminyl-tRNAGln biosynthesis via transamidation.
CUAAAAUGAAAAUUUUGGAGAAGCUUUUUAGGAUAGAGCGAGGUUAGAGAAUUUUGGAGGAAGAUGGGUGGCGUUGGUGCUAUGGUGAAGGGAGCUUCAUAUUCAUAUGCUGUGUUUUGUGGUAGCUUUUUGAGGUCUCCGAGGUUAAGCUUUAGCAUUCAUAACAAGAAGGAGAAGUUGUUGAAGUUCAGGAGCUUCUCAUCAAAGAGCACAUGUUCCUCUCUCCAACCACCAGAUGUGUCUCGUUUGGCAAAAACAGCUCAAAUUUCUCUCACCCCAGAUGAGGUUGACGAAUUUGCUCCAAAGAUUCAACAGGUGAUUGACUGGUUUGGGCAGCUUCAAGAUGUUGAUCUCCAAAGUGUUGAGCCCUCCAUUAGAGCAGAGACCGAAAACAAUUUGCGCUACAAUGUUCCGGAAACAUUUGAUCACAGGGAUGCGAUGAUUGGUGCUGUUCCAAGCUAUGAGGAGCCGUAUAUUAAAGUUCCAAGGGUCUUAAGUAUGGACUAAAAACUUUGUAAAGGUACUUGAUUUGAUACAAGGAAACAAGACUAUGGUUUUGUACUCUGCAUUUCUGGGUUCUUUUUAUUGGAAAAUGAUCUAGCUCUUAAUCUAUAUAACAUUCAUUUUUGUCAUCA